AUGGAGCGGCAUGUGAAUGGAGCUAUGGCCGAGAAGCCAAAUCCCGUGGACUACGGGGUUCAGAUCCGAUUCAUAGAUGACCUGAAGGAAAUGAAGAAGCCCCAGAAGAUCAGGCCCAAGCACUCCAAGGCAGGCUCCUAUGGGGUCGCGGUGAGGGUCCAGGGUAUCGACGGGCAGCCCUUUGUGGUCCUGAACAGCGGGGCGAAAGGAGAGGACUCCUUCGGGGUGCAGAUCAAAAGCGAGAGUAAAUACGGGAACCCCGCUCCCAGCCAGUGGCCUGAGCAGCUGCCCCCCAACUCCCUCAGGGAAGGCCCGGGCUCCAUCAGCUCUGAUUCUGAGCUGCCGGAAAGCCGGUACGUGGCCAGACAUUCCCAGUAUAACUCCCAGUACAGCACCUCUGACGAGGAGCUGGGCUCCCAGCGCUACCCGAGGGAGACGAGGCCUGUCAGAGCUGAGGCAGCUCAUUCCUACCGCAGGGAUGGCUCCUCGUCCCCUCAGGGCAGCUCCAGACAGCUGCCACCCCAGAGGCCUUUUGGGGAGGAGCUGAGGAGGACUCAAUCUCACAGCUCUCUGUUAAGCCCCAAUUCCGAGGAGGGCUAUGGCCCAAGCCCCCUCAGCAUGCAGAGCGGGGGCACAUACCGAUCCCAGGCUCCAGCCAGUGCCAAGAGCAGCAGCACGCUGGACAUUGCAGGCAGGAAAAGGACUGACCCCGGCCAGGAAUCCCGUGCAGCUUCUGGACAAAGGUUUGUAGGCAAGCAGCCAUCACCAGACCCAGAGUCCUCCGGGCCUCGGCAGCCAGCUGACCAAAGUGACAUUGACACGAAGCCGCUGUCCUCGGUGGAUUCCCUGAUCACGAAGUUCGAUGGGAAGGUUCAGCAGAGGGGCCGAGCCGUCAGGAGAAGCCGGAUCUCCCUGGAGGAGAGGAAGCGGUCGCAGAGUCUCGACAGCAGGGUGUCCUACCACGACACGGCCGAUGCCAGAGAGCUGAGCUCCGUCCAGCUCCAGGAUCGCCUCAGGGAAGGGCCGAAGGGCCUGGCCGCCAAACAGCCUGGUGCGGCCAAUGCGCCUCGCACCGGCAGCCUGAACCGAGCGCUCCGGGAAGAUCUGAAGGAAAACUCAGUCAAGGCCCAGCUGACGCGAGACUGGAGCCAUAAAAGCUUGGAGGAGCCUGUCGUUGAGCAGCAGCAAAGUCAAGUGCAAUCAGAACUGCAGCAGCUUAAGUCCACUCCAGACCUUCUGAAAGACCAGCAGGAAGUCUCUCCGCCUGGGAGCAGCGAGUACACCAAGGAACUGAUUUACAGCAUCCUGAAGGAUGGGAGCAAAGAAAGUGAAAGCUCGCUGAAGAGAAAAACCAACCUGAUGUUUGAGAAGAUCCAAGCGCUCGCUGUGGUGCCUCCUGAGGACGCGAGAGCAUCUGUUUCCCAGAACAGUGAGCUGAAGAGGAAGGUGGAGGAGCUGCAGCAGAAACUAGAUGAAGAGACCAAGCUCCGCCGGAAAGCAGAGCAGGCCAGGAGCGGUGCUGCUCGGAACCUGGAGAGCCGGCUGGAGGAGGCGCAGGACGAGUGCAGGCGCCUCAAGGGGGCCUUGGAGAAGACGACCCAGGAGCUGAAAAGCCGUUUGCAAGAGCUGAUGGAAGUGAAAGUUGCCAGAGAGCAGGCAGAGGACAAACUGGGAGACGUGGAAGAGCAGCUAAUGGGGAUGCAUGAGGAGCUGGACAGGCUGCGGAAAACCUCGGUGGACUCUGCAGACAGAGACGAGCUCAUGAAGGAGCUGCUGGAAACCAGAGAGGAGCUGGAGGAGAUCCUCCACGCCAAACAGAAGCAAGAAGAACAGCUGCGGCUGCGGGAGCGGGAGCUGACGGCGCUGAAAGGAGCCCUGAAGGAGGAGGUGGCGAAUCACGACAAGGAGCUGGACCGGGUGACACAGCAGUACCAGAGCGACAUGGACCAGCUGAGGCGAAACAUGGAGGACGUGUCUCAGGACCAAGCCAGUCUAGAGAUCGAGAGGCAGAAAAUCAACUCGAUCGUGAGGAACCUCCAGAAGGAGCUGGAGGAGAGCAACGAGGAAACCAGCCACUGGAGGGAGAUGUUCCAGAAGAACAAGGAGGAGCUGCGCAGCACCAAACAGGAGCUCAUGCAAGUGAAACAGGAGCGGGAGGAGUUUGAGGAGGAGCUGCGGGAGCUGCGGGAGCGGUUCUCGGCCAUGCGGGUGGAAGUGGACCAGGUCAGGAACAGCACCGUGGAUGCCAGCCAAGCAGAAGCCCUGAAGAAGGAGCUGCGUCAAGCCCAAGAGGAGCUGAGGGAGCUGGCUUCAGAGAAGCAGGCCCAGGCCGAGCUGGUCCACCAGAGGGAGCGGGAGCUGGCCGCCCUGAAGGGGGCGCUCCAAGAAGAGGUGGCCAGCCGUGACACGGAGGUAGAGCAGCUGAAGCAGCAGUUCCAGAAGAACUUGCAGCAGCUCAGGAAGGACUACGACGAAGCUGCCAAGGUGAAGGUGGCCGUGGAGAGCGAGAAGGAGGCCACGGAGCAGAUGAGGAAGGCCGUGGAGUCUGCUCUGCGGGAGACGCAAGAGGAGAACGACGACUUGAGGAGGAAGAUCCUGGGCCUGGAGAUGCAGGUCAAGGAGUACAGGCACUUCUCCGAGAACUGGGAGGGCUCGGAGGCCAGGCUCCGGGAGAAGAUCGGCAAGCUGGAGGCUGAUCGCAGACAGAUGGAGGAAUCCUUGGAGGAGGCGGUGGAGCAGGAGCAGGAGCUGCUGAUGGCCAAGAGGUCUCUGGAGAGCCGCCUGGAAGAGGCCCAGAGGAGUCUCAGCCGGCUGUCUCAGGAGCACCAGGUGCUGAACUCCUCGCACCAGGAGGAGAUGAAGCAGAAGGAGCAGCUGAGGAGGACCAAGAAUGAGCUGGAGGAGCAGAAGAGGCUGCUGGAUAAGACCACCGAGAAGCUGACCAGAGAGCUGGACCAGAUGGCCCAGGAGUCCCACCGCUCACUGGCCAUGCUGCAGUCGCAGCUGGAGGAGUACAAGGAGAAGUCACGGAAGGAGAUUGCAGAUUCCCAGAAGCAGGCCAAGGACCGCAGUGCAGAGGUGGAGAAGAUGCAGUUCACCAUGGGCCGGCUGCAGGACGAGAUCACGCGGCUGAAGCAAGCACUGCAGGACAGCCAGGCCGAGCGGGAAAGCGCCAUGCUGGAUAAGGAGGUGCUGGCCCAGCGCCUGCAGAACCUGGAGCAGGAGGUGGAGUCCAAGAAACGCUCCCAGGACGAUCGCUCUCGGCAGGUCAAAGCGCUGGAGGAGAAAUCCAAGCGCCUCGAGGUGGAACUGGACGAGGAGAGGAACACGGUGGAGCUGUUGACUGACCGGAUUAACCGCGGCAGAGACCAGAUUGACCAGCUGCGUGCGGAGCUGCUGCAGGAGCGCUCCAGCCGGCAGGACCUGGAGUGCGACAAGAUCUCCCUGGAGAGGCAGAACAAAGACUUGAAAAGCCGACUGGCCAGCUCGGAAGGCUUGCAGAAACCGAGCGCCAGUUUCUCUCAGCUGGAGUCGCGGAUCCAGGAACUGCAGGAUAAGCUUCAGGCAGAAGAGAGGGAGAAGAAUGUCAUGGUGUCCUCGAAUCGCAAACUGGAAAGGAAAGUGAAGGAGCUGACGAUCCAGAUCGAUGACGAACGACAGCAUGUGAAUGACCAGAAGGACCAGCUGAGCCUACGCGUCAAGGCGCUCAAGCGCCAGAUGGACGAGGCCGAGGAGGAGAUCGAGCGCCUGGAAAGCGCCAGGAAGAAAGCGCAGCGGGAGCUGGAGGAGCAGCACGAACUCAACGAGCAGCUACAGAAUCGCGUCAAGGCCCUGGAGAAGGAGGCCUGGCGCAAGGCCACCCGCUCGGCCGCAGAGGCCUCCUUGGAAGACGACCGCUUGAGCUCAGAUGAGGAGUUCGACAGCGCUUACGGCCCAUCCUCCAUCGCCUCACUGCUGACGGAGGGGAACCUGCAGACCAGCUCAUGUUAG
Messenger RNA from Emys orbicularis (European pond turtle), 3990 nucleotides. It is a transcript of the gene CGN, whose product is annotated as cingulin. Bases 1 to 3990 code for a protein of 1329 amino acids. Lineage: Eukaryota; Metazoa; Chordata; Testudines; Emydidae. Gene Ontology annotation, biological process: microtubule cytoskeleton organization. Gene Ontology annotation, molecular function: microtubule binding. The transcript is spliced from 20 exons. Gene Ontology annotation, cellular component: myosin complex; bicellular tight junction. The record is from RefSeq and is a predicted model, not a curated record.